This is a messenger RNA of Cyclopterus lumpus (lumpfish), 608 nucleotides long. RefSeq names its product histone H2A-like. Gene Ontology annotation, cellular component: nucleosome. Bases 54 to 437 code for a protein of 127 amino acids. NCBI's taxonomy places the organism in Eukaryota, Metazoa, Chordata, Actinopteri, Perciformes, Cyclopteridae. Gene Ontology annotation, molecular function: DNA binding; structural constituent of chromatin; protein heterodimerization activity. The record is from RefSeq and is a predicted model, not a curated record. The transcript has a single exon.
GUUGGCAUUCUCGUCUCCUUCUGCUUCCUUCGCUCCACGAACAAAGAGUCAACAUGUCCGGAAGAGGUAAAACCGGUGGAAAGGCCAGAGCGAAGGCCAAGACCAGGUCCUCCAGGGCCGGGCUCCAGUUCCCCGUCGGCCGUGUCCACAGACACUUGAGGAAGGGUAACUACGCCCAGCGUGUCGGCGCCGGAGCUCCGGUGUACCUGGCGGCGGUGCUGGAGUACCUGACCGCUGAGAUCCUGGAGCUGGCCGGCAACGCGGCCCGCGACAACAAGAAGACCCGGAUCAUCCCCCGGCACCUGCAGCUGGCCGUCCGCAACGACGAGGAGCUCAACAAGCUGCUGGGCGGAGUGACCAUCGCUCAGGGCGGCGUGCUGCCCAACAUCCAGGCGGUGCUGCUGCCCAAGAAGACCGAGAAGGCCGCUAAGAAGUAGAGGCCCGGACCACCACAACAACAACAACAACAACGGCUCUUUUAAGAGCCACGCACACAACUAAAGACAGAUUCUUUAUUACGUCUUGAUUAUUGUCUAGAUUACAAUGUGAUGCUGCUGACACAAAUGUAAUAUUUAAUGAUUCAUUAGUAAAAUAUGUUCAGAACUAAA